Parathielavia appendiculata is the source of this 876-nucleotide messenger RNA. Its product is annotated as carbohydrate-binding module family 1 protein. Lineage: Eukaryota; Fungi; Ascomycota; Sordariomycetes; Sordariales; Chaetomiaceae. Gene Ontology annotation, cellular component: extracellular region. Bases 1 to 876 code for a protein of 291 amino acids. The transcript has 3 exons. Gene Ontology annotation, molecular function: phosphatidylcholine lysophospholipase A1 activity; cellulose binding. Gene Ontology annotation, biological process: carbohydrate metabolic process. The record is from RefSeq and is a predicted model, not a curated record.
AUGCAGCUCCUCGCUUUUAUGGUCGUUGCCGGGCUCGCCACCACUACAUGUGGGCAGAAGGUCAAAGUUAUGCUGCUUGGCGACUCCAUUACUGAGAUCACCUGCUGGAGACCUCGAGUGUGGGACCAAAUCACGUCUGCCGGAUUGGCGAGCAGUGUCGACUUCGUCGGCAGCAUGAGCAACCUCCAGGGAAAAUGCUCAAGACCAUCAGGCUUUGAUCCCAAUCACGAAGGCCACUCGGGCUGGCAGGCGUACGACAUUGCUAGGAACAACAUCGUGGGCUGGGUCCAGAACACCAAGCCCGACAUCGUUCAGUUCAUGCUCGGCACUAACGACGUCAACAUCGGCAAGCGGAACGUCCAGACCAUUCUCGACUCGUACACGACAAUGCUCAAUGCCAUGCGCGCCGCAAACCCGAGGGUCAAGGUCAUUGUGGACAAACUGAUCCCGACAAGCUGGAGCGACGCGACUAUUGAGGCCCUCAACAAUGCCAUUCCCAGCUGGGCACAGGCGCGCACCACUUCGCAAUCGCCCAUCGUCAUCGCUGAUUGUUCACGGGCUGCUGGUUUCACCAACGCUAUGCUGCAAAGUGACGGCGUUCACCCCAACGACCAGGGUGACCAGUUCCUCGCAAAGCAGAUUGGCCCCAAGCUGCUACAGUUCAUCAACGACAUUCAAGGCGGCACUAGCAACCCAUCCGCCACAGCAACAACGGCGACAACUUUGACGACAAGCAUGACAACUUCUCCUCAGCCAACUGGCGGACGCUGCGCCGCUGUAUGGGAGCAAUGCGCUGGUCAGGGCUGGACGGGCCCAACGUGCUGUUCGCAGGGCACUUGCAAGUUCUUCAACGAUUGGUACUCACAAUGUGUGUAA